AUGGAGCGUUAUAAAUACUCCCCGCUCAUUGCAGCCGAAAAUGAGAUUCGUUUCCUGACGCUAUGCCCUUCAAACGUUGGUCAGGUGUACAUCAAGCUUUGGACAGCAUCACUACCCCGAAAGGGUAAACUGCCUUUCCACACCGACGAUCCCGGAAGCGUCCUCGUUGAGAAUGACACGAGUACAGAGCCAUCCGGAAAGUUUAGCUCUAUCUCGAUUACGCGAAAUCUCUUUACCGUUCUGCCAUAUCUACAGCUCCCGGACAAGCCUCGGAAUCUUUGGAUCGACGCGGUGUGCAUCAACCAAGAAGAUAUCGAAGAGCGAUGUCAGCAGGUUCAACUAAUGGCAGAGAUAUACUCUCAGGCAUCUCAAGUGGUUGCGUGGCUUGGGCCACCCUCUGAAGGCAGUGAUUUUGGUCUUCCUUUGCUUGGCCGGAUCAGUUCUAAAUUUGACGUUGAUUGGAGGAGUGGUCAUAUUCUGUGGGGGACGCCCAGAGAGGAUGAUACUAGGGAAUCCAUUGAUUAUGACAUAUGGCUUCUGGACUGUACUGUUGCAUUUCCUGUGAUGAGUCGCGAGCAUCGAGCUAUGCUGGAAGUCUACAACAGACCCUAUUUCGAGCGCCUCUGGAUCCGACAAGAAGUCACCAAUCCGAGGAAAGUCAUGAUGACUUGCGGCACAAAGGUUCUCCAUGCGGUGGACUUCCACAAAGCGACUCUGCUUUUGUAUCGAAAGUACCUGAUCGCAAACGACAAGCCCUCUCAAGACUUGUGCCAACGGCUCCUGAGUGUACUUCAGAUAUUUGGGGACGAGUCCAUUGAGACACGAAUCGAGAAUGCGUUGACAAGGACUCAAGCAGCCAAGUGUUUCGAUCCUCGCGACAGGGUCUACGCAAUUUUCGGCUUGCUCUCGGCAAAAUCCUUUCUCCAGAGCACGAUCAUCCCAGACUACACAAAGGCAAUUGCCGAAGUAUAUCGCGAGGUGAUCAUUGCAGAGCUAAGCCGGGAUAAGCGUGUGACUGUGCUCUCGCAUAGCGAAAAGAAGAAAACCGCGUUCAAGCAUCCAUCUUGGGUGCCCGACUGGAGUGGUGAACGGACAAGGAGCAGUCUCUCGGGUCACUUUGCCGAUGGUGAGGCUACAGCUACGGCGUCGUUGUCUGACUGUGGGCAAGUGUUACGGAUUGAGGGCCUCUUAGUGACUACGGUGAAAGAGGUAACAAAGGUACAAGCAGUCGCGUGCGAGAACAAGGAGGAUCGACUCAGGGGUAUCCUGCGACAACUCCUACAGUCUAUUGACCCUUCCAAACCCUAUCCAUCUGGUGGCACUGCCAAAGACGCGUGCGCAUAUCUCUUCUCCGGCUACAAGUUGCUGGAAUGUAUGUCCGAGUUGAAACGCAAUGACUUCCUCGCCGGUUUCGAUUAUAUGAGAGACUUGCUAUCAUCUUUGGCCGCACAAGAAGAUGUAGACCUCAAGAGUAGAUUCGGCAGUUACACCAUGUACAUCUCGGAUAUUCUCCAAGCAUGCGAAGGACAGGCUCUGAUAACCACGGAUAGCGGCCUGAUUGGUCUCGGAAACACAGAAGCUCAGCCUGGAGAUGCCAUUGCUAUAGUUCUUGGAUGCGGUCGACCACUCAUCUUGCGAUCACAGUCGAAUGGUAACUACGAAGUGAUAGGAUCCAGUAGCAUCCACGGCCUCAACUGGGGAGAAGCGGUCCUAGGUCCCUUCCCGCGGACCCGCGAGACAGGUUACGAGUCAAAGUAUGAUCCGCGAGUGAACUGGGAUGAGCUGGAGAUAAGAGAGGACAAAGGUGAGCGGAUUUGGUAUGACGAUGAGACCGAGGAUGGGGACAUCAAGCUGUUCGAAUAUCCGGAUGCCAAGUAUCUGAAGGGAAAAGGAGUAGAUAUAGAUACCAUCAAGUUGGUGUGA
This is a messenger RNA of Pseudovirgaria hyperparasitica, 1923 nucleotides long. RefSeq lists its product as uncharacterized. Lineage: Eukaryota; Fungi; Ascomycota; Dothideomycetes; Acrospermales; Acrospermaceae. The record is from RefSeq and is a predicted model, not a curated record. The transcript is spliced from 3 exons. Bases 1 to 1923 code for a protein of 640 amino acids.